Messenger RNA from Drosophila ficusphila, 564 nucleotides. Its product is annotated as coiled-coil domain-containing protein 86. The transcript has 2 exons. Gene Ontology annotation, cellular component: nucleolus. NCBI's taxonomy places the organism in Eukaryota, Metazoa, Arthropoda, Insecta, Diptera, Drosophilidae. The record is from RefSeq and is a predicted model, not a curated record. The coding region runs from base 75 to 497 and encodes 140 amino acids.
CUGUCAGGCAACACGUGCAUUCGCUGUUUUGUAUUUGUGUUUGGAUUUUAUUUUGACCAGAUUUAAUUGACAAAAUGAGUGAAUCUGCUCCCGAAAACGUUCCUUCGCAAAAACCAACAAAGGUCAAGAAGCCCGUAAAACCGGAGAAUAGCAUUCCACGUGGUCAACCGAAGUCCAAUCGUCCAUGGAAGACGCCUAAACAAAAAUUCAGCAAGAUCAAGAAGACAGUAAACAGGCUUUCCUUCGAGAAGAAGACAGCUCUGCGCGACGAACUUCGUUACAUUAAGGAGCGAUCCAAGGAGAUCAAAGACAAGCGUAAGGAGGACGCCGUACAGAAGCAUCAGCGCCGCGUAGAGAACGCAGAACGUCGACUAGCCAACGAACGGCGCUCCGAGGUCGUCCAGGUCAUUAAGAAUCCCGCCAAGCUGAAGCGCAUGAAGAAGAAACAAAUGCGCAUGAUCGAGAAGCGAGACACCAGCCAGGUGAAGGUGGUCUAAGCUAUCGGUUUUCUAGAGUUAACUUGUAUUUUUUGUGCUAAAUAAAUCUAGUUUUAACAAUUAUUAA